This is a messenger RNA of Scylla paramamosain (green mud crab), 6766 nucleotides long. Its product is annotated as transmembrane protein 248-like. The record is from RefSeq and is a predicted model, not a curated record. The coding region runs from base 155 to 1015 and encodes 286 amino acids. The transcript is spliced from 7 exons. NCBI's taxonomy places the organism in Eukaryota, Metazoa, Arthropoda, Malacostraca, Decapoda, Portunidae.
UAAGCCGCGUUAGGGGAUCGGGACGUGGGAUCUUGACAACAACAUAAACAGUGACACGUUGCAAGUCCCGAGGGUUGGCCAGUCAGCGACUUGCAAAGGGAUUUUUGGGGCACCACCGCGGCCAAAACAACACACGGGAGGCACAGUUUAGUAGAUGGCAGUGUGUAGCAAUGCAAGGGAGUGUGUGGGCAACAGGCCGCCAUUGGUGGUGUUCACAGCAAGCAUUGCCGUGUUUGCUGUAGCAUUAGUUGGUGUGUCUCUCUACCUUCAGAGCCACAAGACUCAUAUUCUAAAUCCAGACAUAAAGGAUUGGAACAGCUUCUUCACAACCUUAUCUGGUAUGGAGAUCUGCUUCCCCAAUAAGGACACCCAACCUGGGUCUGCCCAUAUCAUGAAGCGAGAGGUACUUGAGUCUGAAGACCCAGCCACCACCACUUCUCUGCCUGAAACUAACUCAACUGAUGUAGAGAACAAUGUUACCCUGAGUGUGUUGGCAGAUGUGCAUGUGGAGAAAGCUGGUGUGACGCUCUUUGGGGUAAAUCUCCACUCUUCCCUCCCUGCCAGACAUCUCGGCUUUAACAGAGAUCCCAGUGCUUUAGAAAUGACCAUAUCAUUGGUGCCCAAGAGUGCCAAGAACUGGACAGCUUGCAUAAUGAUGUCUGGCCCAGCUCAUUUACUGCCAGACUCCCCAAUCAGGCCUGUGAACUGUUCAGUACAUCAGAGCCCUGAGCCACCUGUUGAGGUGGAGCUGGCCAAGCCAUGGCUGGUACAGGAGAGUUUUGGAUGGUGCAGCAAUGGAGUGAGUGGCAACCUCCUAGUGGCUCCUCAACAUGAACUUAGUGUCUAUCUCUCAGAGGGUGAUGUGACGUUGAUCCAGAUUCACAUCCUAUACACCACCUGUCUGCUGUUUGUUAUGAUGUUGUUCUUGCUCUUCUACCUGGGUUGUGGCAAGCGCUGGAUCUUCAGGAGUAAGAUAGUUGUACAGUCACCAGACAAGGUACCAUUGCAUCCUUAGUUUGUGGUGCACUGUAAAGGCAGUGGCAAUUGUGAUCAUAGCAGCAGCAGCAGCAGCAGCAGCAGCAGCAGCAGAAGUGGUACCAGUGGUAGAAGCUGCUAUGGUCUGUCCAUGGUCCAUCCCUAAAGCUAAGGCUGAGUAUAUACCAGUGUGAAUAUAGGUUAUUUUAUUUAUUGUUCAUUCAACACCAAAACCACAAGUAUUUGUAUAUGAAUUUGGUUGAUGUAUAAUUAAAUGUAAAUAUGUCAUAUUUCACAAUACACUCCACUAGGUGCAUAAUAUUGACAUGUGAUGGACAGCGUAGCAGCCUGUCUACCCACAUAUUUGUUGGUAUAUGCAUUAGUUUGAAAGAAGGUCAUGAGAGCUGAGAGCAUCCACAGCUUUAAAUUAAAUCAGAUAAUAGUGUGUAUGGAGACAGGACAGUUCAAACAUAGCUCAUUUCCUGGAUGCUACAAACAGGUAAAUACACUCAAUUCUUGCAUUAGUUUAUGGAUUAUUAUUAUGGAUUUGUCAGGCAUUCCUAUUCUGUACUGCCACAUAAGUUUUCAUGAUUUUAUGAAUCUCCAUGCAAGCAUUCUCUCUCUCUCUCUCUCUCUCUCUCUCUCUCUCUCUCUCUCUCUCUCUCUCUCUCUCUCUCUCUCUCUCUCUCUCUCUCUCUCUCUCUCUCUCUCUCUCUCUCUCUCUCUCUCUCUCUCUCUCACUCUCUCUCCAUACUUCAGUUUAGUGCCUUAUUCAAAUAAACUUAGAGGUUUGUGCAACUUGGAAUGUUACUAGACAUCUGAUUUGCUUUUAGCUCUUAAAUUUACCCCUUACUUAACUGAAUAAGGCAGAAUGUUUUAAGAGUAACACUUAGUUCACAAGCAGAACACAAUUAGACUCAGGUUACAGUUCAUGAGAAGACAGUGCACAUUGGCCCCCAGUGCAUGCAAUGCAGCAGUGCAAAGAAAAAUCUACAUGUGGAAUUUUAUGAGGUGCAAAUGCUUAAGACCAUAUCAUGUAUGAGUGUCUCUCUUAAUGCAAAAAUAUACAUAAACAACAAUCAUGUCGGGCAUUUUUACUAGUGAAAUUAAAAGUACUAAUUGAAAAUAUUCAUCUAUACUUUUGUUUUCUUUUGGUGGUUUUUAAUUUCUCAUGUAAUCUUUAUCUUACUGAUUUACAUUUUUCCUUUAUGAAGUUGUAGCAUUUUAGUAUUCUGUAUGUUUUAAUUUAAUAUUGAUACUCAGCACUCUUUGUUGUUUUCAGUUAUUGUUAUUUGUGCUGUAUUUUGAAUCUGUAUUUUAUAUUCACUGUUCUAGCUUAAGUAAGUCCCAGUAGCUGUUUUCAGACAGUCAGUCAAUCACAAGUUAUUACAGUGAAGGAGAAACACUACAUCACACCAACCACAUGUCCAACAAGAAUGUAGGUUUACUGUUACUUUAGUUAUGCAUAUACUUCUCACAUUCCACAUGUAUUUGUCCAAGACCCCACUGUGAUUGCUAUUGCUAUUGCUAUUCAUGUAGAAUCAAUAAUUGUAGAUUUUAAUUGAAGUUUCAGAAAACGAAUAAAUUGUUCUGAAUGAACUUCUAAAUUUUAUAAAUCAAAAGAAUAUUCAUCUUUGAUGUACCUCACAGUUAAUAACUAAGUGAAGAAAGAUACCAUGCUUGUUUUGGUAGUUUUGACAUAAGAAUUCAAGAGCACAUUGCCAGCAUUCCUAGUCAUUUACAGUUUUGUUCAUGAUAGUCAUGCAGCAAGAUGUGGAUUGUAGACAACUACCACUAUAUUCCUUGCCCUUUGUAAAAGUCAGCUGAAGGGAAUUUAGCCAAGAGAUAGUGGCUUAUUUCUGUAUUUAUAUUCCUACUUUGUGAUGAGAUGAGGCAUGUCCUCUGCUUUGCUACACCUUUUAAGGGGGAUCUCAGCCUAGUGUACAGAUAAACAUCUAGAUUUAGAUAAGUGUAGCAGGUUAAGUUGAAGUCAGUUUUGGAAAUGAGAGAACUAGGUGGAAUAUUCUGUUGUAGCACUGUAUCAGUUUAUAUAUAUAUAUAUAUAUAUAUAUAUAUAUAUAUAUAUAUAUAUAUAUAUAUAUAUAUAUAUAUAUAUAUAUAUAUAUAUAUAUAUAUAUAUAUAUAUAUAUAUAGAUCUAUUAUCUGUAUAUCUACAUCCUCAUUUCCAUAACAGAGAAGUCUUCAUCUUUACCUGCUCCAGCAAUACCUCAUUGUUUGGUCAAAGCCUCACCAGUCACCUCUCUCCUUUUAGUGUUAAUCCACUCUUUAUUCAUUUUACUGAUGUUCUCCAUCUCACAUUUUGCCAUUUAGUCUCAACCUUGUAAUUUCUCAUAGACUCAUUCCCAUUCAUUGUUAUCACUCAUCCAAACCAUUUCAAUGUGCAACACUGCUCACUCAGUCACUCCACAAUUUAUUCCCUUCACUGUUUCACCAAAUUUGUCACACAUCCAUAUUGCUCUCUCAAUCACCCUCAGUGCACAUGCUGACAACUGUUAUGCUGCAUUUCAUGUCGGCUUUAGGUUUGGUUUGGGAUUCUUUUGCUGAAUCCUUAAAAUAACAAUUUUACUUGAAAAUUCUUCACUGUUUAAUACACACUGUCAUUGCAAUAAAAUACCAUGUUGAAUAAGUUUGUCUUAUUUGUGGAGAUGGUUAUCAGUUUAACUAAUUUUCUGAUUUAUUUAUACAAAAGCUAGUAAUCAGUACUUCAUUUAUACUCUGCACAUGGAAUGAAGCAGCAAUGUUAUCCAACUCAAGACCUGUUUCCAUGUUCCUAAUUGUUUCAUUCAGUGAAUCAUAAGGAUCUGCAAUGGCAUUGCAUUAUAAGAAUGAAGCUUAAAUUAGGUAAGUGUAAACAUAAAAUUAAUAUACAUACUUUCUCAGUCCAAAAUUUUACACAUAUUGGCAUAUUUGCAUCCCGAUAUUAAAAUGUGAUAAGGAAGUGAAAAUGCAAAGUAAAGUGUGCUUCCUUAUAUGUUAGAUAAUUUUAUUAAGAGAGGCAAUCAUGUUUCCUAGAAUGAAGAUAUGGUCUUAUCCCUUUUAUUAACACCUGGAGAACAUUUUUCUGUAUAUGUAGGACUAUUUUACUGUAUGAUAACUAUGCUGUACAUAAUAUUUUAUGGUUAAAACCAGUGUUUGAAUUUCAUUUCAUUGGCUAUUAUUUUUGUAUAUAAGUUUCCUGUAUUGUACCUCAGUAUUCUGCAAUGCUUCCUGUGUGAGAGAUUCAGCCUGACCACACAUUUCACAGCUGAAAGAAUAAGAAUACUGUCAUCUUCUGUCCUGGUGCUGCAAAAGGCAACUGCGAAUUCCUCCUAUUUUAAUUCCUACAAUGAGACAAGGCACGAUGUCUUAGCUGCCUCCUAUUUGGCAAGAUAUAAAUCAAGAAUAUUAGUAGCUUUGUUUAGUAUUAUCUUUUCCUAUCUAUAACUUUAAUCUUUCAAGUCCCAUGUAUGUUGUAUUUGAUAUCAGUAAUUCAUUGCUGUGUGGUUUAGUUUAGAGUGUGAUUUGGUACCAACAGUGCACACUAACAGCAGUCACCUUCAGUGAAAUUAAACUGUGGAUGUUGAUAUGUAAAAUACCCUGUUCUGUGAAGCUGUACCAGUAGUUUGCAUUGGUCAUCAUAACCUGUGGAUACUAAUUUAGGCUGAAGGAUCUGGUCAUGUAAAAGCUACCUAGAAGGUCUCUCUCUCUCUCUCUCUCUCUCUCUCUCUCUCUCUCUCUCUCUCUCUCUCUCUCUCUCUCUCUCUCUCUCUCUCUCUCUCUCUCUCUCUCUCUCUCUCUCUCUCUCUCUCUCUCUCUCUCUCUCUCUCUCUCUCUCUCUCUCUCUCUCUCUCUCUCUCUCUCUCUCUCUCUCUCUCUCUCUCUCUCUCUCUCUCUCACACACACAAAAAAAAAAAAAACAUGAACAGGAUUCAGUUAUAUUUAAGAAACCAAGGAAAAACUUGCAAAACCUCAUUGCUAUAGUACAUGCAUUGAAUUUGUCAAAGGCUUUAAGAAUGUGAAGUGUACCCACCAUGGGAUCAGGUCAGAGUCGUUAAUUUAGUGAAGGUGAUAGAUAGGCUAAGCAUUGCACUUAAUCAGGUCAGGUGGUAUAUCAAGCUAAACUUGGAACACUCUGCCUGUCAUUUAUCCCUUAAACGCAGAACAGUCUGCCUGUCAUUUAUCCCUAUACAAUUAUAAUGAGUAGUUAUUUUUGUAUGUUGGUGCACAAUCUGGUACAUAAUGUUUUUAUCUCCUUGCAUGUUAUCAAUUAUUCAAAGUGUGUAGCUUACACAGAAUCAUUUGGACUCCCACAUCAUUCAUUCAUGUAUUUUCAUUUAAAAAUUCAAUUGAAGUUGAGUUGUGUUGCAUCAUCAGGGAGGAUAACCAAGAUUUCUCUUUAUUGUUUUCAUGUCAGUCGUGUCUUUCAGGAUUGGAUGAUGUACAUCUUCCAAACUUGUUUACUUGAUCUGACACUCAUACUUAGCUAGAUAUGGAAUGCCAUGGGCCAAUGCUGGCGAUGCUUGUGACAUGACUGUUCUGACUGCAAGCGAUGAUAUACUGUUAUACACAUUCUCUUCCAAGGGGAGCAGUGCAGUCAAGUGGCAGCAUGCCCUUGUUGCCCGGAGUGACCCACAAGUACUCAGGAUGUGCAUGCAUCAGCUGAGCUAUGUUUGAAAAAAAUUGCUGGGCCAGCAACAGGCAGGAUACAUGAGUGACAAUUGCAUACAUUGCGAGAGUAGUGUCGCAUCCAGUGUAAACACCUUUAUUUAAAAACCACUAUCAGUUGGAAGCCACAUGGUUUUGCAUCAUGUGCAUCCCACAUCUAGCAUAGCAUUGCAGCAUGAACCCCACCUUUAAGGUAUUAAUGUUUAUAUGCAGAAAACACAUGAAUACUGUUAAUAGUCCAGCAAGCUCAGGUAAAUGAGGUUUAAGCUGGCUGCCCUUUAGAAUUGAGGGAUGAAGGACUAUACUAAUUUAUGUAGAUUGGUGAAUUAAUUUGAUUCUCUUUUUCAUAAAAAACAUUUCAUGGUGUCAAUAAUAUUCUUAUGCACAAUUAUGUGAAGCAAUGUAAAUUUAUCCAAGUUAUUGGGUACUCAAGAGGUGCCAGUGUUUCUAUUCAAGUUUUGUCAGUUUCAGAGUUCCUCUUUGUCACACUCCAUACACUGUGAUCUGUGACUGGCAGCUGAACCUCUGAGGCACAGUGAUGUAUUACUUCCUAAACUGUGCAUGAUUAAUUGCACAAAUUAAAAUUUUGUCAAUAUUUCCCAUGAAAAUCUUUCCAGACAAGCCUCCUGUUGAACAAAGUCACCUUAACCAUUUACUUGUGCUUGGUAUUAUUGUCAGAGGACAUUUACCAGAAUGCCUGUCAUCAUUGCAUUUCAGUGAUUUUAGCCACAGAAUUUGUGCCUAACAUCAAUAGUGCUACAUGUGGUUAUGAUUGGUCUGUAUGGUCUAAGUAAUCUGGUUAAACUGCACAAAAAUACUUACUAUCUUAUUUGAUUUAUAAUUGACUGUAAAGAUAAGUAAAUGUAAUAUAUUCAUAGAAUUUGGCCAUGCAAGGAAGCCUGUAUACAUUUCCUGAGGGCCCUGUAGAAACUGUUGUGAACAAAAAUUGUCAUAGACAAAAUGUCAGCUUGUAAGAUGUUUCCAUUGCCUUUUCAUCUUUAAAGCAUUGCCUCAUUUCAAUUAUAGUCUGUGAUUCCAGUGCCUUGUGUACAUAACAUAUAGUUUAAUAUUUAUUCUGUGAUGUUCCAUAAUGUAUAAUGGCUUAAGUACAGAUAUCUAUAGUUAA